AACGUGCUCUGACGGGAGACCACAAGACGACAUGCCUAAAUUUUACUGUGACUACUGUGACACCUAUCUCACGCAUGACUCGCCAUCAGUGAGAAAGACUCACUGCAGCGGUCGAAAACACAAAGAAAAUGUGAAAGAUUACUACCAAAAAUGGAUGGAGGAGCAGGCUCAGAGCCUCAUUGAUAAAACAACGGCUGCAUUUCAACAAGGAAAGAUUCCUCCCACGCCUUUCCCUGGCGGCCCUCCCCCAGGUGGUCCCCCACGUCCAGGCAUGUUGCCAACACCUCCAAUGGGAGGUCCUCCCAUGAUGCCCAUGAUGGGGCCCCCACCUCAUGGAAUGAUGCCAGGCGGGCCAGGAGGGAUGAGGCCACCAAUGGGAGGACACAUGCAGAUGAUGCCAGGGCCACCACACAUGAUGCGUCCUCCUCGACCUAUGAUGAUGCCAGUCAGACCUGGUAUGAUGCGACCAGACAGAUAAGAUCGAACGGACUCCCUGUGUUCUUUGCUGCCAUGAACAGUCAUUGUCUUUUUAGGAAGCUUGUCUCUGCUAUGUAUUACAGCAGAUCAUUUGGGGUUUUGUUUAUGUUUGUUUUGUACCUUAGUCCCUGAUGAUUUAAUUAACCUGUAUGAUUCUUGACAGGGUAUUUAUUACAACUUCAGAUUUAAGCAGACUUUUCCAGAGCCCCUUUUCAGUCAGUUACCCAAUUUUAUGGCCAUUUUCUUUCACAGUCUUCAAAAUUAUAAGCCCUGUUUUGUUUUUGUUUUUGUUAUAAAACAAAAUCCGUCUCUCAGACAUACUGUUCAUUGUGCACAUCUAAAAGCGCAUAUUGUUGAUUUGACAUUAUUUUGUAAUUAGCUCCAUGUUUGCCUUUUGUAUAUCAGUCCCAUGUCAUCUUGUUUUUAUUCUACUGCAUUGUUUAGACAAAUAAACAUGAUUUCA
Messenger RNA from Lampris incognitus (smalleye Pacific opah), 940 nucleotides. It is a transcript of the gene snrpc, whose product is annotated as small nuclear ribonucleoprotein polypeptide C. Bases 32 to 478 code for a protein of 148 amino acids. The record is from RefSeq and is a predicted model, not a curated record. The transcript has 6 exons. Gene Ontology annotation, molecular function: pre-mRNA 5'-splice site binding; zinc ion binding. Gene Ontology annotation, biological process: mRNA splicing, via spliceosome; spliceosomal snRNP assembly; mRNA 5'-splice site recognition. Gene Ontology annotation, cellular component: nucleus; U1 snRNP. Lineage: Eukaryota; Metazoa; Chordata; Actinopteri; Lampriformes; Lampridae.